AUGGCUAGUAUCGGAAAAGAUCUUUUCAAUCAGUCAUCCCAUCAGGAUGGAAAAAAAUUGCCUAAAAUUGAAAUGAAAUGUAAUAGAUCAUACAUGCAGCCACAGGUGAAUUUCACCGUCAGUGGUGUCUUUUUUGAAUAUGAAGGUCAAAUUUGUUAUAAUUAUCUCAGUGCCCAGCACAAAAGGCGGCAGCGUGCACGCGCGCGCCCCCUGCCGGCGGCCCCGGGAUGCCCCGGGGCGCGCCCCCUGCCGGCGGCCCCGGGGAACUCCAGGGCGCGCCCCCUGCCGACGGACCCGGGAUGCCCCGGGGUUGCGCCCCCUGCCGACGGACCCGGGAUGCCCCGGGGCGCGCCCCCUGCCCGAGGCCCCGGGAUGCCCUGGGGCGCGCCCCCUGCCGACAGCCUCGGGGAACUCCAGGGCGCGCCCCUGCCGACGGCCCCGGGAUGCCCCGGGGUUGCGCCCCCUGCCGACGGACCCGGGAUGCCCCGGGAUGCCCCGGGGUUGCGCCCCCUGCCCGCGGCCCCGGGAUGCCCUGGGGCGCGCCCCCUGCCGACGGCCUCGGGGAACUCCAGGGCGCGCCCCUGCCGACGGACCCGGGAUGCCCCGGGGUUGCGCCCCCAGCCGACGGCCCCGGGAUGCCCCGGGGCGCGCCCCCUGCCCGCGGCCCCGGGAUGCCCUGGGGCGCGCCCCCUGCCGACGGCCUCGGGGAACUCCAGGGCGCGCCCCUGCCGACGGCCCCGGGAUGCCCCGGGGCGCGCCCCCUGCCGACGGACCCGGGAUGCCCAGCGGCGCGCCCCCUGCCGACGGCCCCGGGAUGCCCCGGGUCGCGCCCCCUGCCGACGGCCUCGGGGAACUCCAGGGCGCGCCCCCUGCCGACGGACCCGGGAUGCCCCGGGGUUGCGCCCCCUGCCGACGGACCCGGGAUGCCCCGGGGCGCGCCCCCUGCCCGCGGCCCCGGGAUGCCCUGGGGCGCGCCCCCUGCCGACGGCCUCGGGGAACUCCAGGGCGCGCCCCUGCCGACGGCCCCGGGAUGCCCCGGGGCGCGCCCCCUGCCGGCGGCCCCGGGAUGCCCCGGGGCGCGCCCCCUGCCGACGGCCCCGGGGUAAUCCGGGGCGCGCCCCCUGCCGGCGGCCCCGGGAUGCACCGGGGCGCGCCCCCCGCCGGCGGCCCCGGGAUGCUCGGGGGGCGCGCCCCCUGCCGGCGGCCCCGGGAUGCUCGGGGGCGCGCCCCCAGCCGGCGGCCCCGGGAUGCUCGGGGGCGCGCCCCCUGCCGGCGGCCCCGGGAUGCUCCGGGGCGCACGUGUCGCCGUUCCCGCCCCGUGGGCGCCGGUGCCCCCCGCAGGGAGCGAGCCGGGCACGGUGCCCCCCCGCUGGGAGCGAGCCGGGCACGGUGCCCCCCGCUGUUGGCCGGGGGCCCGCUAGGGCUGCGGCGGGCGGCUCCUCCCUGGGCUCAUCCCGCCGCGCCCCGCCCCGCCCCGUAAAGUGGUUGGGGGCGGCCCAGGGAGCCCCGGGGGCCGCACGGACGGACGGACGGACGGACGGAGGGGCGGCCGGAGUCCGCGGCCCCAACGCCCGCCGCGCGCCCCUCCUGCCGCUCCCGCUCCCGCUCCUGCUCCGGGGGCGCGGGUUCGGAGGUUCGCUGUGCCCGGGACCGGGCGCCCGGAGGGACGAGACCCCGCCGGAGCCCGGGCUUCUGCAGCCCCGCAGGGACCCUCCGCCAGCCCUGCCCUGCCGCCCUCCACCUUGUCGCCAUGAACCAGACGGCCGGCGUCUCCAACAGCGUCCGGUGCCCCCCCCGCCAAAGGACCCAAGGAAUAAGCUUCUCAUAAUGUCGUCUUUAGCUUGCCUAUUGAGGGAGGUGCAUAAGUCAAAAGUGUGGAAAAAGUUAUUGGAGUGUUAA
Molecule: messenger RNA, 1899 nt
Organism: Tachyglossus aculeatus (Australian echidna)
Lineage: Eukaryota; Metazoa; Chordata; Mammalia; Monotremata; Tachyglossidae
Product: basic proline-rich protein-like
Exons: 5
Coding region: 1-1899 (632 amino acids)
Source: RefSeq, a predicted model, not a curated record